Molecule: messenger RNA, 2593 nt
Organism: Epinephelus moara (kelp grouper)
Lineage: Eukaryota; Metazoa; Chordata; Actinopteri; Perciformes; Serranidae
Gene: prkar1b
Product: protein kinase, cAMP-dependent, regulatory, type I, beta
Exons: 11
Coding region: 171-1313 (380 amino acids)
Biological process (GO): regulation of protein phosphorylation
Cellular component (GO): cAMP-dependent protein kinase complex
Molecular function (GO): cAMP-dependent protein kinase regulator activity
Source: RefSeq, a predicted model, not a curated record
GAUAGAUUGACGUCAUCGGGACUGACGCAGAGCGAGCCGAGGUAUCAGAGAGGCAGAGCAGCAGCAGCCAGCAGCAUCCCGGCUAACCAACGGUACCUCACCGAUCUCCCACCACCAGCGAGGUGUUUUCCCACUGAGCAUCCUCCACCAAUAACGAGAUAAAAGAUAAGAUGGCCACCUCCUCCUCCACUCUGGAAGAAGACGAGAGCUUGAAGGGCUGUGAAAUUUUUGUGCAGAAGCACAACAUCCAGCAGAUCCUCAAAGAGUGCAUUGUGAACCUCUGCAUCGCUAAGCCUGAGCGUCCUAUGAAGUUCCUGCGGGAGCAUUUUGAAAAGCUGGAGAAGGAAGAAUGCAAGCAGAUCAUGGCACGCCAGAAAUCUAACAGCCAGUCGGACUCACACGAUGAUGAGGUUUCUCCCCCACCGCCCAACCCUGUUGUCAAGGCCCGGCGCCGCAGGGGAGGGGUCAGCGCAGAGGUCUACACUGAAGAGGACGCUGUCAGCUACGUACGCAAGGUGAUCCCAAAGGACUACAAGACCAUGACCGCUUUAGCCAAGGCCAUCUCCAAGAAUGUGCUCUUCGCUCACCUGGACGAUAAUGAGAGAAGUGACAUAUUUGAUGCCAUGUUCCCAGUUACCCAUAUCGCAGGGGAGACAGUCAUCCAGCAAGGCGAUGAAGGAGACAACUUCUAUGUGAUUGACCAAGGUGAAGUGGAUGUGUAUGUGAACGGGGAGUGGGUGACCAAUAUUGGAGAGGGAGGUAGUUUUGGAGAAUUGGCCUUGAUCUAUGGGACUCCCAGAGCUGCCACCGUCAAGGCCAAGACUGAUCUUAAACUGUGGGGCAUCGACCGAGACAGCUACCGGCGCAUCCUGAUGGGCAGCACACUGAGGAAGAGAAAGAUGUAUGAAGAGUUCCUCAGCAAGGUUUCCAUCCUUGAGUCUUUGGAUAAGUGGGAACGUCUGACUGUGGCCGAUGCUCUGGAGCCCGUUCAGUUUGAGGAUGGAGAGAAGAUAGUGGUGCAGGGAGAACCUGGUGAUGACUUCUUCAUUAUUACAGAGGGAAUAGCCUCUGUUCUGCAGCGUAGGUCUGACAACGAGGAGUACGUGGAGGUUGGACGCCUCGGACCCUCUGACUACUUUGGUGAGAUCGCCCUGCUGUUGAACCGUCCCAGGGCAGCCACCGUAGUCGCUCGUGGUCCGCUCAAGUGUGUGAAGCUGGACCGGCCCCGCUUUGAGCGUGUGCUGGGGCCGUGCUCAGAGAUCCUCAAGAGGAACAUCCAGAGAUACAACAGCUUCAUCUCCCUCACUGUGUGACACGUCGGCCCCUCUGGGCCCCACCAGCAGGGGUGGGCAGCAUCAGCAUCAGAGUUUGGGUCCGUGGGUGGGAAGAGGUGAGGAUGUGGGGUAAAGGACAUGGGUUUUAACAUCCACAACUACAGGGCGCUCAUUUCCUGCCUUGUUCUUUUAUUAUUUUUUUUCCAUUUUGCGUGUUUCUUUUCUUUUGAUCUUGUGCACUUUGACUUGACCUGUGCUGUCAUGUAGCUUUAUGUCAAAACCAACAUGCAGGAGUGUAAAAACCAGAGCGAGGACAGAGAUCAUUCAGCUCAUUAUAUACUUUAAAUGAGUCAUAUAUACAGUGUGGCAGCUGUAUAUGAUGCAUGCUUCUAGACUGUCAAAGAAUGGAGUUUGCACUUGAAUGAAUUUAUGGAGGGUACGGAUGAAUUCAGGAAAUAAGAAGGAAGUAAAGUCAUGUUUACGUACAGCGGGAGGAAGUGAGCACACAUUUCUUUUUUUGCUGGCUGUUGUUUGCCUUUUUUUCCCCCAUCUUUGGCUGUGCGCGGUGCCAUUUCUAGGCCAAAUCAGACCCGCGCUACACUGACCUCUGUUCCCCCUAAAACGUAGAUGUAGAGGUUUGAAGACAAAUAAACUCUUGGAUGUUUCAUUUUAGUGCUUUAAGUGUGGACCUUACUGCUGUUAUCAGUUGGGGGCUUUGUUAAAGGCAGUUAAGAUUUGAAUAUUUAUUUUAUGUGCCAGCCAAAUUAACUAACAAGUUGCUUUCUUCUCAAGAAAUCCCCUUUGUCCCAAAUUCCCUGAAGCGGUUCAGUCUGAUCUGUGAGCUGUGGAAUCCCAAAGGAGCGGUAGUGUUAUCAGUCCACAUACACACUAACUGACAUGAAACACACAACCAUACUGUAUACGCUUACACUGUCUCAGGACUAUAUGGAUCUCCAACACAGACACACACGCACACACUCACACGUCUUUCCUGAUGCUUUUUUAAGCUCAUUUUGUUCUAUGUUAAAUCGCUAGAUGAAAGCUUUUGCACCACUUCAGAGUUUGUAACGUUGGGUCAAUACAGACGUUUGAUUUAGCUGUUUUUAAGACAUGACUUCUAUGUUAUAAAUAUAUAAAAGAAAGAAAAAAUAUACUUGUGUUGCUUUCCUUUGAUCUACUGUAAUCUGUCCAAGUUGCACACCUGACCCAGCGACUGAUGUUGUAUAAAAUGGGACCUUAUGAAAAGAAUAUUUCUAUAUUCUCUCUCUCUGUAUGUCUUUCUUUGAACUAUCAAACCAUCUUGAGCAAAUAAAGAUAAG